AUGCUACGCCCAUUAAUAAUAAUAUUCUGUGCGGUGAAUUUGCGGAAUUCCCAAAUUAUUGACGAUGCCGCCGUCGAGGGGUCUGGUUUUGGGGAUGAUCCCUGCCCUCCAAAGUUGGAUGUUGCCUUCGUGCUCGAUACGUCUGGAAGCAUUGAGGAGGUUUAUCGAGAGCAUAUAAAAUGGACGAUCCAGCUAGCGGAUAGUCUCCCGAUCAACAGCGAUGCCGUGAGAUUGGCGGGGAUUCAAUACGCCGGGUUUCCGCUUGUUGAAUUUUCGUUGAACGAGGUCAACUCGUCGGCUGAUGCGAUUGUGAAAUUGAAGAAUAUCACAUUCCAGAGCGGGGUCACCAGAACGGGAUACGCUCUACGAAAAACCGAAAGUGAGCUGACGAGACCGGAGAAAGGAGCCAGAGGAGACGCCAAAAAGUGCAUCGUUCUGUUUACCGAUGGGUUGUCAAUUGACGAUCCGCUGAAAGCUAGUGAGCAUUUGAGAUUGGAUCGGGGCAUAAAAAUCUACGUCGUCUCCGUUGGAAGCGACGGUUUCGAACCGGAAAUGGAGCGAAUCGCUGGGGAUCACGGGAAUACUUUUGGACCCCAAGCCCUCGCUAAGCUUCAAGAGCGCCUGUUAAAAGAUGUGGAAGCCGCGCGGGUUUGCGCGAAUGGGCAAAGUCCCCCGCCACUGGAAGAUCCACUAGUAGUCCGCUCGCUUGCUAAGGGCAUUAUCAAGCAGCCAAACGAGCUGAAAAGGCGGAAUUCAGAAAAACAGACAAAACCAAACAAACCAAGCAAAAAUUCAAGCUUCUCGGCCCCCGGAAGAGCCAUCGCCACGAUUGUCAGCGGCCAAGAAUCCGCCACGCAAAUCGUCGGAACACAGCAAAUCCGGCUGCAGGACAAGAAAGCAAGCCCGAAGAAGGAAGAAUUCGGCAAGUACAGUAACACCAACAACGAGUACGACUACGGUACCUACGGUGAGAAGAAUCCGUCUUUCUCGCGAUUCUCUCCCGAAAAUUUGGAAAAUAACGAAUUGGGAAGUGAUGAGGUUACGGGGUUACGACCGUUGGAUUCUGAAGGGAAGAGAGUGACGACUACGAGACGGAUCUUUACGAGGUUUACUUCUCGAUCAAGUCCUUCUACUACGAUAGCGACGACUAAAAGACCGACAACAACGGCGAGGACGGCAACUACAAAGCCUCCAACUACCACCCGAACAAAGCACAGCCGUGCUCUCGCCGCCCGAAACUUUUUGGCGUCCGAUGGCGGAGAAUGCCCUCUCGAUAUUCUGUUCAUAGUCGAUAGCUCUGGUUCGGUAGUAACGGUCUAUGACAAGCAAAAGGCGUUCCUGCUCGAGCUCCUCUCCAACAUCGACGUCUCCCAGCAGGCUCAUCGCGUCGCGUUGCUCCAAUUCGCCGGCGUGAAGCUGCAAAAGACUGACGCGUUUGGGCAUGUACGUCAUAUUACUGGCACUACCUACAUUGGAGCAGCCCUCGAAUCGGCCAAAAUCCUGUUAGAAUCCAGAAGACGUGAGGCCCAAACGAUCGUCGUCUUGUUGAGUGACGGUUUCUCGCAAGAUGACCCCCUGGACACCGCCGGUCACAUAGCCCGACUCCCGAACACUGACUUCUACGUUGCCAGCGUGGCCGAGAACAACAACAAUGAAAUGCUACAACGAAUUACGGACGACGCGGAGAAGGUGUACGUCGGGAAGGCCGUCGACGAGUUGAAGCAGAAAUUGAUCCGACGUUUUAAGUGCCGAGUC
Mesorhabditis spiculigera is the source of this 1755-nucleotide messenger RNA. The record is from the annotation of a GenBank genome assembly. Lineage: Eukaryota; Metazoa; Nematoda; Chromadorea; Rhabditida; Rhabditidae.